CGCAAGUCGUCUUCCGCUUCAUCGCAUCGUCCCAGUAUUGGCCGGCGGCAAGAUCGCGCAUAGGAUUGUCGUCAACGUCAACUGCUGUCUAGAUCUUUAUUGCUGCACCACAUUCGUGUCCUGUCAUCCGCCGAGCAACAAUAUCCUCAAAACGGACUGCAGCUGAUUCGCGAACAAUGUCGACCAGUGGCAGUUGGAGCCCAGACUCCUGGCGCACAAAGACAGUAGCUCAGCCUGUCCGGUACCCUGAUCAGGGGCAUCUCGAUCAAGUCCUUGGGACCAUCAAGACACUUCCUCCUCUUGUAACGCCUUCUGAGAUCGAGCGUCUUCGUCACCAGCUAUCCGCAGUUCAGCGGGGAGAUGCUUUUCUUCUGCACGCCGGUGACUGCGCGGAGAGUUUCGACGCUUGCACUCACGAAAACAUAUCCGCGAAGAUUGGUCUUAUUCUCUCGUUCUCGCUCAUUCUGAUUUGGGGCCAACGCCUGCCAGUCGUAAGAAUUGGCAGAAUCGCCGGGCAGUAUGCGAAGCCGCGCUCCAGCAGCUAUGAAAAGAUCGGCGAAAAACAAGUUCUCAGCUUCAGGGGCGACAAUGUGAAUGGGUUGGACCCUAACGACCGCACACCGGACCCGGAGCGGCUACUCCGAGCUUACUUCUACUCGUCGACCACCCUUAACUACGUGCGCGCCUUACUUGGUUCUGGCUUCGCAUCUCUCCAUCACCCCCGUGGUUGGUCAUUGGAUCACGUCCGAAGCUCUUCCCUCAGGGAGGAGUUCAAGAAGGUUACAGAGGGCCUUCAAGACGCCCUCGACUUCAGUCAAACCAUUGGUUACUCGGCAGGCCGCGAGGAAUCCAGCUACGAAAAGGGCGGAGUACGCGGCGUUCUCGGGGAAGUCGACUUUUAUACCAGUCACGAAGGCUUGAUGCUCGACUACGAGCAAGCCCUCACCCGCGAAUCCCCCCUUCCUGGCAAGUCGCAAACCAUCAUUUCAGCCUCCGGUCUCUCGACCCCACGCGGCGCCCACUCGCAAUCUCCCCCAUCCAUCACUCCGAACGGAUUGACAGUCCGCGGCGGCACGGACACAGCCUGGUACAACACCUCAGCCCACUUCCUGUGGAUUGGCGACCGCACCAGGCAGCUAGACGGCGCGCAUGUAGAAUACUUCCGAGGUAUACGCAAUCCGAUCGGUGUCAAGGUUGGCCCCAGCAUGCAAGAUGAUGAACUGAUAACAUUGUUGGACGUGAUCAAUCCUGACAAGGAAACGGGCCGAAUUACAUUGAUCACCCGAUACGGCGCUGGAAAGAUUGAGAACCAUCUUUCUGGCCAUAUCGCCGCGGUCCAGUCUUCUGGUCAUCCCGUAGCGUGGAUCUGUGACCCUAUGCAUGGCAACACACUCACCGCGUCCACCGGGGUGAAAACGCGGCAUUUCAAGACAAUCGUAUCCGAGUUAACGUCGUGCAUUCGCAUACACGCCGAAUGCGGAUCCAGAUUGAACGGCGUAAGCUUGGAGUUCACUGGCGAAAUCAACGAAGAAGGGUUCAGCGUCACUGAAUGCCUUGGCGGGAGCAUGGAACUGAGUGAGGAAGAGCUUGGUUUGAGAUAUCAGUCGUUCUGCGAUCCGAGACUGAAUUUUGAGCAGUCUCUGGAUGUUGCAUUCCUUCUCUCCGAGCAUUUCAAGAAAGAACGACGUUACAACCCACGGGUCGGGGAGAAAGGAAUCUAUUCCGAGCUGCUUGGAAAGCAGGCAUCAUGAAAGAUCUCAUCGAUGAAUAACAAUAUGAUACAAAGCAUAUCGUAUAUGACAUAUUUCUAAUGCACAACAAGGUUGCAAUGAGUGAUAGCGCGUUGAGAUGUAAAAUGUACAGUAAUCAGAGC
Messenger RNA from Punctularia strigosozonata HHB-11173 SS5, 1873 nucleotides. RefSeq names its product DAHP synthetase. Gene Ontology annotation, molecular function: 3-deoxy-7-phosphoheptulonate synthase activity. Lineage: Eukaryota; Fungi; Basidiomycota; Agaricomycetes; Corticiales; Punctulariaceae. Gene Ontology annotation, biological process: aromatic amino acid biosynthetic process. The coding region runs from base 177 to 1751 and encodes 524 amino acids. The transcript has 15 exons. The record is from RefSeq and is a predicted model, not a curated record.